ACGUGAACGCAGCACAAGUCUAGAGUCAGCGAAUAAUUAAAUGCUGUCCAGUCGACAACAGCAACAAUGGCAGGAAUAUUCUGACUUACACUGUGACUUUUUUUAUUUUUUUUACACUUAAAUCAUGUGAACCUAACACAUCCAACUGUGCUGCGGUUGUUAGUAUGACGAAUAAAACAACGCUAAAGUUUUGGAAAAGGCUCAAAUCCCGAACCACGUCAACUUCUCUGUCGUGGCACCAUCAGGAGUCUCUGUGUGGGCACAAAGAAGCUGACAAAGACCUCAAACAUCAGACACCGUUAGUUUCCCAGUCUCCUGCCCCACAUUGUUUAGCCCCGCUGUUUUCUGCCUUUAGGGGAGAGGCUUUCGUUCAGAAUGGACUUAGAUGUCUGGCCUGCUGAUCCAUCAGCGUCCCCUUCCUCAGACUUCUUUUGUCCUGCCAGCCUACCUGCUGGUGGAGCCUCUGAGGCUGAGGUCACCAGACAGACUGCGGCAGCUCUGCCGGGUUCGGAGACGGAGGAUCUGGACUCCUACAACCCAAUCGAGCCUCCUCCGUUAGACUGGAGGUCUGACUCCUCUAGUGAGGCGGGCACGGCAGACGACCUGGAUGACCCCGGCUUCCCUCCCUCUGUUGAAAAUCUGGACAAGGCCAGUCCAGGUGAGCCAGUAUUACUACCCUUGAACAUGAGUGACACCGUGGCUUCACUCGAUGUGUCCCAGCAGGAGCUUGUCGGAAAUAGCGCAGAGCCAGUCCAAGAUAAUGGGGAGGAAUUGGAAGAAGAGGUUGGAGCUGUAGAGGAAGAGGAAGGGGAUUUGGAGGGUGUUGGGGAAUACCAGGAAGAGGGAACAUUAUGUGAGGAGAGUAGAGUAACUGAAGAGGAGGCUGAGGUUGCUAACAGGAGAUCAGGUGAUGAAGACCACAGCCGUAUCCACAGCCUCCUCAACCAGCUCCAGCUGAUGGGGGAAGAGCCUCACCCUAGCCGACAGACACCACCUCACCCUGUCCAGCAUCAGUACCCCAGCCGGUCUGCGCUGGAUGCGUGCGCUCCCUCCCUUAUAACAGAUGACAGCACUGAAACGACGGGACUGCUGUUCUCUGAGAGCCACCAGAGAGACCUGCUGGGGCUGCUGCAGUUCACAGAGAUCAGUGCCACACACCAUCCCACCUCCCCAUCCCACAGAGGAGAGAUGGAUGCUGUGGUGUCAGUUUCGUACAGCCAGGAUGACGCACAGCGAUUCUGGGGGCACCGUGGGAAUGGUCAACGGCGGCGGCACAAGGAGGACUCCCUCUCCUCCCUGCCGGAUGAGGAGUAUCCUGAGCCAGUGUGGAUGAAGCUGGGCGAGGAGCCUCCGGAAGAAGAGGAGGCAGCUGCAGAGAGCGAGCAGAGUGCUGAUCAUCCUUCGUAUAAAGACGUGCCUGGUCCAUGUGACCCUGAAGACCUGCUGGAGGGAGUGAUAUUCGGUGCUAAGUACCUGGGAUCCACUCAGCUCAAAUCAGAGAAGAACCCGUCUACAAGCGCCCGCAUGGCCCAAGCUCAGGAGGCUGUGGACCGCAUAAAGGCUCCGGAGGGAGAGUCUCAGCCAAUGACAGAGGUGGAUCUGUUUAUCUCGACCCAGCGAAUCAAAGUGCUCAACGCUGACACGCAGGAGGCCAUGAUGGAUCACGCCCUGCAGAUGAUCUCUUACAUUGCAGACAUCGGUGACAUUGUGGUCCUGAUGGCACGGAGGAAACGUAAAGGCCAGGAUGGUGACUCAGUCUCUAGCUCUCCGUCUUCAUCCUCCUCCGGGCCUCAGAAGAAGUGCCUAAUGAUCUGCCACGUCUUCUCCUCCGAAGAUGCUCAGACCAUAGCCCAGGCUAUAGGUCAGGCAUUUGGAGUAGCCUACCAGCAGUUUCUUCAGGCCAAUGGCAUCAAGGCUGGUGAUCUGAAGCCUGGAGAGUACAGCGAAUACCUGGAGAGUCAGGAGCUCUACAACGGAGACCUGGCCCACUUCUCCGACUCUCAGAACAUCCGAGAUGUGGUAAUCACCAAGGCUCCUGGAGAGAUCUUGGGUCUGGCAGUGGUGGAGUCAGGGUGGGGUUCCAUCCUUCCAACGGUGGUGGUGGCCAACCUCCUUCACGGAGGUCCAGCCGAGCGCAGUGGCGAGCUGAGCAUCGGUGACCGCAUCAUGUCCGUCAACAACACCAGCAUGGUGGGUCUGCCCAUCACCACCUGCCAGAACAUCAUCCGGGACUUGAAAAGCCAAAAGUAUGUAAAGCUCAGCAUCGUCCACUGCCCCCCAGUAACCAUGGCGAUUAUCAGAAGGCCUGAUCCCAAGUUUCAGCUGGGUUUCAGUGUUGAGGACGGCAUUAUUUGCAGUCUGAUGCGGGGCGGUAUAGCAGAGAGAGGAGGCAUUCGUGUCGGGCACCGCAUCAUCGAGAUCGACGGGCAGAGUGUUGUUGCAACACCGCACGACAAGAUCAUCCAGAUCCUGACAAAUGCUGUCGGAGAGAUUCACUUGAAGACCAUGCCAGCCUCAACGUAUCGACUCUUAACAGGACAAGAGCAGCCAGUUUUCCUUUGAGCACUUCCUGCCGCAUCAAGGACAAAAAAAACAGCAGUGUUCAAGCUACAUGAACUUUUUUGCCAAACUCAGAAAAUAUUAUGCAAUUGAUCACACAGCAUAUCACAAGCUGUUUGUCACACCACUGAAUGCAACAAACUAGUCUAGCUAUAUAUUAUUUUUGAGAUGUAAAGUACAUUGGAAUUUUAUUUUGAAAGAUAUUUUAAAGUGACAGGGAUAGAUGGUAGCUCUCACUUUAUAUUAUCUGAUAUUUAACAUUUCAGGCAGUAGCGAAAAUGAAAUAAUUCCUAAGUGGAAUAUUUUUUGACUUCACUAACUUUUACAUGGUGGUGAUGGUGCUGAGUAUUCUGUUCUGAAGAGUCUGUGGUCUUCCUGCCCGGUGUGUUGCCAAUGUGCCUGAUCUGAACGUGCUUGUAGGGGAAACCUUAUUGAAUCAGGACGAAGAGUCUCUGUAUUUCAUUGUGAUGUACUUCCAGUCCGUCACGUACACAUGCAUAUCAACAAGUGUCUGCCAGUCACUUCAGAGAGCGCAAUGUAGUCAAGUGCUCUGGUUCAUUCACACAGCGCUUCCCUCACUGUGCCUGACAGGUAGCAGAUAUCAUGCACGGUUAAAGGUAAUUGCCUUUUUUGAUAGACAGAUGCAUAUAUUUUUAAGAAUUUGCUGUUCGGGAUGUUCAUUAAAAUGAUCUGUAAGAUAUCUUCUUGAUGUUUAUUUAUUGACAGCUGGUGGUUGGUGAACAAGUUUCAAGGUGCAAAUUUGCUUUUGUGUUAUAGGCUAUACAUAUAAUAUUAAGUCAUUUUUAAAACAAACUGCAUGCCUUUUUAGGUAUGAGCUACAGCUACUGUGUAUCUACAUUUUUAAAGAUCUUGAUGCUGUCUUGCAAUAAAUGUAUUUUAAAAAGCUGACAUUAAAUUGAUAAUAGCACAGUUCUAUAAGAAAAUGUAAUAAUUGAAAAUGUAAUGUCAUUAAUAUUUUCACACUCUUAAGUAUAAAAUGUAUUCAAAUACUGCUUGUGCUAAUAAAGUAACGCCUUUUAUUUA
This is a messenger RNA of Acanthopagrus latus (yellowfin seabream), 3603 nucleotides long. Its product is annotated as amyloid-beta A4 precursor protein-binding family A member 3. Bases 376 to 2562 code for a protein of 728 amino acids. Gene Ontology annotation, molecular function: amyloid-beta binding; protein binding. The record is from RefSeq and is a predicted model, not a curated record. The transcript has 12 exons. Lineage: Eukaryota; Metazoa; Chordata; Actinopteri; Spariformes; Sparidae. Gene Ontology annotation, cellular component: dendritic spine; cytoplasm; plasma membrane. Gene Ontology annotation, biological process: chemical synaptic transmission.